Messenger RNA from Cutaneotrichosporon cavernicola, 2016 nucleotides. RefSeq lists its product as uncharacterized. NCBI's taxonomy places the organism in Eukaryota, Fungi, Basidiomycota, Tremellomycetes, Trichosporonales, Trichosporonaceae. The record is from RefSeq and is a predicted model, not a curated record. The transcript has 2 exons. The coding region runs from base 1 to 2016 and encodes 671 amino acids.
AUGCCACGUGGGCGAUGCUCCACGAACUCACCAAGCUACGUCGAGAUUUCGGACCGCAGCAAGGGCAGCGACGGUGAUGUCGCUGAGAUCUUCUCUCCUAUCAAGCGCAGUACGCGCACCCGCAACAACCAGAGCAACGAGGUGUCGGCGCGACCAGUUCGCUCGACGCGCGUGACAAAAAUCAUGCGCGACUCGGGGUCAGAUGUCGAGUUCGUGGGGGAGUCACCCGCCCCGAGCAGACGAGUGUCAAGUCAGCCUUCCCCAGCUAGCAUCCCAGCCAAGAGGACUAAACCAGGACCGACCUUCCUUGGCGUCUACAUACCCAAGUUGAGACCGUCGCAGGAGAUGAUCCGCGAGUUCCGAGACAAGCAGGCUGCGGCUGCUUUGGCAGCGGCGAACGACGACGACGUCGCUUCAUCUGUCCAGAGGGACAGGUCCGCCAUCUUGCAGUUGGAAUCUAGCGUGGAGGAUGAGGAUGAAAUCGACAACGACCUAUAUGCCGCGCUCAAGCGCUCUACGGUCUCGAACGGGGGCACGCGGGGCCCGACGCCUGCCAAAUCGAGACCGUCAAAGAAGACGACGAGGCGGUCGCUUAAGUCUGACUCGACGGACGAUGAUGUGUCCCACAGAAAACGCAAGGGGAAGCAACGACGCCGCCACUCCGACUCGGGCGAGCUCCCCCGGUGCAAAGCUACAGUAAGCCGCAGGCGCGAUUUGGAGGACUCGGAAUCAGAUGUUGCCUUACGACGCAAACGCGAGAAAGAUGGAGAGCGAAGGCGAAAACGUCGUCGCGACUCUGACGACGACACCCAGGACGAGGGACUGGACGAGAUCGAGCUUGACGAACCUGAGCGCUUCAAGACCAAGUCGCGGCUGCGCAAGGUUAAGAAGAACGCAUUCCAGGAGCGCCUGGGUAGCCUCCAGAAGAAGCGACGUGGGAAGGUCUUCGGCGCGAAAACGGAGAGUUCAAGCGAGGAGGAGAGCUCGAGCGACACUGACAACGACCGGCGCCGUAGACGCGCUGGGCCGAGCAAGAAUCGCAAGUCGACAUCGCAGUGGAAGUAUGUCCAGGACGACCUGAGCGACUUCAUCGCGAGCGACGACGAUAUCGAUGGUGCACCAGUGCCGCGCGGUCGGGGUCGAGGUCGCGACCAUGUCGACCUCGAAGCGUUCACAUUCAAGCGCGAGACACCGGAGUACAAGUUCAAAGUCGUGUUCCGGUACCUCCUGGUUCUCGUCAUACAGGGGCCUGGCGCGCUCCUUCCAUUGAAUGGGAAGAACGACCAGUAUUAUGGUCGCUUCCUGCGCAACUUGCGCGACCAGAUGAGUGGUAUCAAGAGCAGCAUUUCGAGCGUGCUGUGGCGCUCCGAGUUCGUCAAGGUGCUCAAGAAGUAUCCGCAGUGGAGACAGGCGCGCCUCGAGGAGGAAGAGGACCACUGCGAAGCAUGCAACCGCUCCAAACAGGCAUGUCGCCACGAAGCGUGGCUACGCGGUUCUCCCUACCAUCCCGAGAAGCACGAGGAUGUGUACGACAUUGAACGUGCCGAACAGCUCUCGGCCCAGCGCCGCCGACGGCGGAAGUACAAGAAGCUCGGGAAGGAAUACAGCAGUGAUUCAGAUGACCUGCGCGAAAUCGGCGCUCUUGGGGCAACUUGCCUCACACGUACCAACCUGUGGCAUGAGCUGCACCACUGGGAGCACAGACUUUACACCGACGUCCGUCAGUACUACCACGACCUGCUGCGGGCGAAGGACGACGCUGUGGAGACGGACAGCGACAGCCUGCUGAGCGCAGCGUCCGACGCCACGGCUGGCGCGAAAGCUGACCUCAAGCGCCGCAGGGCAAUCAGCCAACGCCGCGUCGCUGACCUCAAGACGCGCCGCCUGCCGCGAGACGCCGAGGAUAUCGAUGAGGUCACGGAAUGGAUGGACCGGCAGGGGUACCAGAAGGACGCGAUGCGGUACCUCACACGAUUAGUGGACCGCGCGCGGGAUCUGGACAGUGUCAGGCGUUGA